Molecule: messenger RNA, 993 nt
Organism: Saprolegnia parasitica CBS 223.65
Lineage: Eukaryota; Oomycota; Saprolegniomycetes; Saprolegniales; Saprolegniaceae
Exons: 3
Coding region: 1-993 (330 amino acids)
Source: RefSeq, a predicted model, not a curated record
AUGACGGAGCCAACGGUGACGACGCUUUCGGCGGCGGCCAUGCCGGCGGACCGGCACGUGCUUAAGUACGUUCAGCUGCGCUACGACGACAAUGACAGCCUCGUUUGCACGGACGACGCCAUCUCGGACGAGGAGCAGGCGCUGCUGGCGUACACGCCGACGCCGGCGCCGCGCUCCAAGGUGCUCUUGCACAGCUGCUGCGCGCCGUGCAGUGGUGCAAUGGUCGAGGAGAUGCGGUACCUCAUGGACCUCGACAUCACCAUCUUCUUUUACAAUCCGAAUAUCCACCCCAAGCGCGAGUACGAGAUUCGGAAGGAUGAAAACAUCAAGUACGCCAUCAAGCACGGCAUCCCGUUCGUCGACUGCGACUACGACUCGGACGCGUGGUUCAAGCGCAUGGUGGGCUUCGAGCUCGAGCCGGAGCGCGGCGUUCGCUGCUCGGCUUGCUUUGACAUGCGCAUGGAGGUCACGGCCGCGUACGCGGUCGAGCACGGCUUCGACUACUUUACGACGACGAACGCCACGUCGCGCUGGAAGGACGAGCUGCAAGUCAACUUGGCGGGCGUGCGCGCAGCGCUUUUGUAUCAGAAACAGCGAGGCGCCACGCUCCAGUUUUGGGUCUACAACUGGCGCACGGACGCCAUGACGCGCCGCAAGUACGAAGUGUCGGUGGACGAAAAGUUCUACAAGCAAGAGUACUGCGGCUGCUCGUACUCGCUCCGCGACUCGAACGUCUGGCGCGCGCAGCAGGGCAUUCCCAAGGUCAAGAUUGGCGGCGAGACGGCCGGGCUCGGCACGCGCUACUUUGAAGACGUCGAGGCGGACGAGGCCGAGGAGUCGCAGGAGGUCGUCGACGCCUUCUUCCGCGACGCCAACGCGCACUUUGGCGACGAGAAGCGGCCCAAGAAGUACCAGGAAGCGCUCCAAAAGUCCAGCGCGGUCUUCGUCGGCCGUCAAAAGUCGGUCGAGAACAUUGACGCCAACAACUGGUAA